Molecule: messenger RNA, 1165 nt
Organism: Pelodiscus sinensis (Chinese soft-shelled turtle)
Lineage: Eukaryota; Metazoa; Chordata; Testudines; Trionychidae
Source: RefSeq, a predicted model, not a curated record
GUUCCAUGGCAUAUUUCAAAGCCACCCACCCCCCAGCAUGGCCCAGGCCCCCGGCUCCCGAGGGGGAAGCUGCCCACAUCCUGCAAUUGGAGGAAGGCCGGGGCUGUGACUGCUGUGAGGAACCAGGGAAUGGAGUGUCGCUCAUGCUGGGCAUUUGCUGCCGUCUCCAACAUCGAGUCCCUCUGGAACAUCCACUUCCACCAGCCCCGGAACCUCUCGGUGCAAGGAGGUCUGACCAGCGAGGAUGACUACCCCUACACAGGGAGAGAGGAGAAAUGCAAGAGCUGUGAUGAUCGUGGUGCCUAUAUCCAGGGCUUCCUGACGCUGCCUAGAGAUGAGGAGGAAAUAGCUGCACAUGUCGCAUCUCAGGGCCCAAUCACAGUUACCCUGAACUCGGCUGCCAUGAAGCAUUAUCAAGAGGGCAUCUCCCUGCCAUCAGUGAUCAGCUGCAGCCCAGACUAUAGGGAUCAUGUUGCUCUGGUGGUUGGAUUCGGAGCUGAGAACAAAAAGCCGUACUGGGUCAUCAAGAACUCCUGGGGGGAAGGAUGGGGAGAGAAGGGAUAUUACUGUCUCUAUCGUGGCACAAACGCCUGUGGUGUCGCCGAGUCCCCUGUAACAGCCAUUGUGCAACGCUUAGGAGCCCCGGGAAGCAAGGUCCACUGCCCCCCUUGAACAGGGUGCUGCUGCUGCAGAGAGGCUGCUGACUCCCCUGCAAUGACCUCUGCCACCAUCAAGACAGAAAAAACUGGUUGGCACCAUAGGCCUUCGCUGUGUGAUGGGGAAAUGAAUUCAAUACUCAGACCACUAUAGCUCCACACCCACAGGUACCAGAGCUGGGUUCGGCCCUUCCAGCAGCACACAUGCAUGCACUGUCCCCGAGCCCAAACCCCUUUCCCUUUGCUGGAACAAUGAAUGGGGCCUGUGAAAUAUCCAUUAAACUGCUUUUCUGUGCUCGGUGUGGCCCCUUUGGUUGAUGGGGGUUUAAUGGUUUAUCUGCAUGUAUCUCCCUGAAACUUCCAUGCUGUAUACUCCACACACUGACAUCCUCGGUAAAGCAACUGUGCUGGCUUUAUUGGGAUGCUGUGAUCACAGCUCAGGUUUCUAAGUGUUGCCCCCAGGUUUCAGGGAUGGAGGGAGGGAGGGUAGAACUUUCUUUGAUGCUAAA